Molecule: messenger RNA, 1649 nt
Organism: Harmonia axyridis
Lineage: Eukaryota; Metazoa; Arthropoda; Insecta; Coleoptera; Coccinellidae
Product: tubulin beta-4A chain-like
Exons: 4
Coding region: 126-1460 (444 amino acids)
Biological process (GO): mitotic cell cycle; microtubule cytoskeleton organization
Cellular component (GO): microtubule; cytoplasm
Molecular function (GO): GTP binding; structural constituent of cytoskeleton; GTPase activity
Source: RefSeq, a predicted model, not a curated record
UUAAAAUCUCACGCAAAGCUUCUUGCGCGUGCCCCUAAAAACCGUGGAAUUUUAAACAGCAAUUCUUAAAAAUUUUCAUCUAAAAUUUAUCAAAAACAGUUGCUUAAUCUGUUGUUAUAUUCAAAAUGAGGGAAAUAGUACAUAUUCAAGCUGGACAAUGCGGUAAUCAAGUGGGCGCCAAGUUCUGGGAAGUUAUAUCAGAUGAGCACGGCCUAAACCCUUGUGGUGCUUACCACGGGGACUCUGAUCUCCAACUUGAAAGAAUUAACGUCUACUUCCAAGAAGCGUCAGGCGGUAAUUUUGUUCCUAGGGCUAUCCUCGUUGAUUUAGAACCUGGUACUAUGGAUUCCAUCAGAGCCAGUUGUUGGGGGCCCAUGUUUAGGCCAGAUAACAUGAUUUUUGGACAAAAUGGGGCUGGAAACAAUUGGGCCAAAGGACACUAUACAGAUGGAGCAGAGAUCAUAGAUGCAGUACUGGACGUUGUAAGGAGAGAAACGGAAACUUGCGACUAUUUACAAGGCUUCCAACUUGUUCAUUCAAUUGGAGGAGGCACAGGCUCAGGCUUGGGUACCUUGCUCAUAUCAAAAAUUCGAGAGGAAUUCCCAGACAGACUUCUGAACACAUUUUCCAUCUGUCCAUCUCCGAAAGUAUCUGAUACAGUGGUAGAACCUUACAACGCAACCCUCUCAAUUCACCAUCUAAUUGAGAAUUCUGAUGAGACCUUCUGCAUAGAUAAUGAGGCUCUUUAUGAUAUUUGUUUCCGCACUCUGAAGCUAACCAGUCCAACUUAUGGAGAUUUAAAUCAUCUAGUGUCUCUAACAAUGUCUGGAAUUACUACUUGUCUUAGAUUCCCUGGGCAACUGAACGCAGAUCUUCGAAAGCUUGCUGUCAAUAUGGUGCCGUUCCCUAGACUGCAUUUCUUUAUGCCUGGCUUUGUUCCGCUAACAUCAAGAGGAUGUCUUCACUAUAGAUCGGUGACUGUGCCAGAGUUAACACAACAGAUGUUUGAUGCAAAAAACAUGAUGGCUGCUUGUGAUCCAAGAUGUGGAAGAUACCUGACAGUGGCAGCAAUAUUUAGGGGUAGAAUGUCUAUGAAAGAGGUAGAUGAACAAAUGUUCAAUAUUCAAACAAAGAACAGUCCAUACUUUGUUGAGUGGGUGCCUAACAACGUGAAAACAGCUGUAUGUGACAUACCCCCACGUGGCUUAAAAAUGUCUGCUACCUUCAUAGGCAAUUCAACUGCUAUUCAGAUUAUGUUCAAGAGAAUUGGAUACAGAUUUGCGGUGAUGUUCAGAAGGAAAGCCUUCCUACACUGGUACACAGGUGAAGGCAUGGAUGAGAUGGAGUUUACGGAAGCUGAAUCUAAUAUGAAUGAUCUUAUAACAGAGUAUCAGCAGUAUCAGGAUGCUACAAUUGAUGAAUGUGAGUGUGAAACAGAGAAUGAAGAGGAAGAAGAAUAAAAACAUAUGUGAUACUUCUUACUUACUCAUUUUAGCAUAUGGGCAACUGUUCAGAUUUAUUAUUUUAUCUAACUGUUAUUUUAACAUUUUUUUUUAUUCAAAUAUUAUCUGCUUGAAUUAUAGAUUUAUGUUUAGACAGCUGUGUUAUAUUAAAGUAUAUUGGUUAUAAAAAUGAAAUAAAGUAGAAUA